UAUGACCUUAACAAGAACAUGAAGAGCUGCUUUAGUUUGCUCUCGCAGACCCUCUUGUUUGUAAUUGGUGUGUUUGGUGUUGAUCCAGAUAAAGUGAAGUCAGUGUCAGUGAUGGAGGGAGAUUCUGUCACUUUACACACUGAUGCAACUGAAAUACUGAGAGAGAAUUUGAUCAUGUGGACGUUUGGACUGGAUGGUAUUGCAAUAGGUAAAAUCAACCGUGAGGCAAGAAAAAGCUACACAUAUGAUGGUUCUGAUGAGGAAUUCAGUGGCAGACUGCUACUGGAUUUCCAGACUGGAGAUCUCACAAUCGAAAACAUUAGAACAGAACACGCUGGACUUUAUAAACUAACCAACUCCAGCACACAGACCCCAUUGAAGAUCUUCAAACUUCACGCUCGUCUGCCAGUUCCUGUGAUCAUCAGAGACUCUUCACUGAAUUCUUCAUCAUCUGAAAGUUCAUCUAAAUGUGUGUUGGUGUGUUCAGUGGAGAAUGUGACACAGGUGACUCUCUCCUGGUACAAAGGAAACAGUUUAUUGUCCUCCAUCAGUGUGUCUGAUCUCAACAGCAGUCUCUCUCUACAUCUGGAGUGUGUCGAUGAUUCUUACAGCUGUGUGGUGAACAAUUCAAUCAGCAAACAGACUAAACAUCUCAACAAUACUGAAGUCUGUCGGCCAUGUUCAGAGCACGUUCUCAGAGCCAGUUACCAUUGUUGCAGUUUCAAUGAAGCUGUGAUCCGAUUGGUCCUCUCUGGCCUGGUGGGCGUGGCUACCAUUGCUCUAGUGUUUUAUGACAUCAGAUCCAGAGGAGCUGAACAGAAGACAAAGACACAGCCUUAACUAUUGGCUUCUUAACAUGCACAGAAGACACAAAUGUUAAAAUCUCUUUAGAAACACAGAAAGCAUGUCAUGAGUCAUGUUGUUUCUGCUGAAAACAAAACGCUGUUAAAGAGCUCUGGCAGUAAAUUCAGUUUAAAAUCACAGCCCUAAUUGGCAAACAAAACUGAAUAAAUGUCUAAAUGUUAUUUGACUCUGUUCUUCUCCUUAAGCUCUAUUCAGACUGGAGUUUUCCUCGAUGUUUUAGAAGAAUUGGGUUUCACAGAAGAACGUUGUGAUUUUUGUGCUCUGUGAAUCGGGACAUCUGUUUUUCUCACACAACCUCUGCAAAAAUGAUGAAGCAAAUUGACCAACUAUUUCACAAAUGAUUAAGGAAAUGAUCUGAUACUGAGGUCAAUGACAGCGGCACUUUGUCACAUUCGGCAGCCGCUGCUUUGCUUCCACGUUACAAAAUAAAGUGGAUACUUUGGCCUUAAAAUGUAAUGUCCUGCUCACUCAAGAGUGACUUUACAGCGCCGUCUUUGUGCUGCUGCUUUACAUCACUCUGCUACAUGUUGUUGUAUCUUCAUUUAUUAAAAUAUUCAGUGAUUUCGACAAUGAUUAACUGAAUAAAUAAUAUAGAAAAUCUGCCUAUUAACCACCUGUGCAUCCUCGCUCAAGGCUCCUCUAGAAGCUUCCUCAGUCCUCGUCUCAUUUUUUACAUGUUAAUUUUCAUGAAUAUGUUAAAUUGUAUAAAUAUAUGUAAAAUAACAUUAUUUAUUAUCAACAUAAAAUGUCAUUAUUUUAUUGGAAAAUUGUGUUGAAAAUGUCUCAAAAAUGAA
Xyrauchen texanus (razorback sucker) is the source of this 1658-nucleotide messenger RNA. RefSeq lists its product as uncharacterized. NCBI's taxonomy places the organism in Eukaryota, Metazoa, Chordata, Actinopteri, Cypriniformes, Catostomidae. The transcript has 4 exons. The coding region runs from base 19 to 840 and encodes 273 amino acids. The record is from RefSeq and is a predicted model, not a curated record.